Symbiodinium sp. CCMP2592 is the source of this 9348-nucleotide messenger RNA. The record is from the annotation of a GenBank genome assembly. NCBI's taxonomy places the organism in Eukaryota, Dinophyceae, Suessiales, Symbiodiniaceae.
AUGGCAGUGCAAGGACCAGGCCGGAACGUGCCGGACUUCUGCGAGGCUGUCUGCGGGGAUGGUUUGCUGGUGCUGGGCGAGGAGUGCGACGAUGGCAAUGUGGCAACCGGAGAUGGUUGCGGCCCGAACUGCCUCCUGGAGCAACAGGGCACUUCCUGCCCACCGGCCUCAGACGGCCUCGGGGGAGUCUGCCGGGCCACCUGCGGCGACGGCGUUCGAGGCCCGGUGGAGGAGUGUGAUGAUGGGAAUUCUGUCAGCGGGGACGGCUGCUCCGCCACCUGCCAAGUGGAGAGGGGAUUCACGUGCUCCGGUGGUGGCUUGAAGAGCAUGGACACCUGCUGGCCGAUUUGCGGAGACGGCCUGCGAGUGGACCGAACCUACGCACCGACCCUUGCAGCUGAUAAGUUGGAGGGCUGCGACACCGGGCCACUACCCUCGAGAGGCUGCGAUGCCAGCUGCCAGGUCCGAGUAGGCUGGAGAUGCGCUCGGCCCCAGGGCCAAGGCGAGGAGGUCUGCGUCCCGGUUUGUGGCGAUGGCAUCCUCUCGACACCCAUGGAAGAAUGCGACGACAUGAACCUGCAGUCAGGCGAUGGAUGUAGUCCAGAUUGCAAAGUGGAGGCCUUCUUCGAGUGCACCUAUGAUGACUUCUGGCUGCGAUCCGUCUGCAAGGUGCACUGCGGGGACGGACGCAAGCACCCGUCCGAAGCCUGCGACGACGGGAACGUCUGGGAUGAGGAUGGCUGCUCCUCCAACUGCCAAGCCGAAGCUGGCUUUGAGUGCCUAGGUGGUGGUUUGACCUUGCCGUCAACAUGCAUUCCGAUCUGUGGUGAUGGCUACGAGGUCUUUGGAGAGGGCUGCGAUGAUGGCAAUCAGAACCCCUGGGACGGCUGCGAUCAGUUCUGUCAGGUGGAGCAAGGCUACCACUGCACCCGCGCACCGAAGCCGGGUCAAACAGGGGCUGCUUCCGCAUGCUCGCCAACCUGUGGCGAUGGUCUGCUCAACGGCGAAGAGGAGUGCGACGGCAGCUACAGCCCUCUUCCAGGCAACACAACGGAGCCGCCUGUGCCUUGCUCGAGGUGCAGGCUGUUGGCGGUGGAUGUUUGUGGUGACUUCCGACGUGGCCCAACAGAGCAAUGUGAUGAUGGCAACAAUGCAAGCGGAGAUGGUUGCAGCUCGUCUUGCGACGUGGAAACAGGCUGGAGCUGUUCGCAAGGCCCGAGUCACCUAUCACCAGGUGUAGCUCCAGGCGAUACAUGCAGGGCCAUCUGUGGCGACGGCAUCGUUGUAUCUACGGAGGCUUGCGAUGAUGGCAACCUCCGAGGGGACGAUGGCUGCACUGGAGACUGUCGCGUCGAAGCGCUCUUCGAGUGCUUCUUACCAGGUGCAGCUCAGCUCCUGGAGGUGCCUGAGCCUGCCCGCACCAACCGAGGGCCCAUGGCCUCUGUCUGUGUCAGCACCAAGCCACCGCGAUUCGUAGGCGCUCACUUCGACGAAGCCUUUGUGUCUCUGGAGCUCAACUUCGACAGCAAUGUUGCGCCUCUGCCCGGCGAGGAGCAUUCCGGUGGUGUUGCUACGGCCGUUCCAGCCUUUCCAUGCGAGGUGCUGCUUGAUCCGUUGACUCUGUUGUUGCUUGGAGACGAGCCCAGCUGCUGGUGGAAGUCCCGUCAGUCCGCGGCUGUGGCCAUGGGUGGUAGCCUAGGCAUACUGCCGGGCAGUGGCGUCUUGCUCAAGGCCGGCGUGUUGCGGAGCUACACUUUCGCGAAGGAAGCUGCGGCGGCACAGGAAGUGAAGGCAGAUGUUCCAGGAGGUUUCAUCGCUCCUGUGUUGUGGCCAAGGCCCAUCAUCACCGGAGCACAGAUGGCUCCGGCCUGUGCUGAUGUCACUGUUCUGAGCUCCGAGUACAGCCAGGGCUUUGCUGGCCGCAUGGCCAUGCCCCCUCGCUGGGCGGUAGUAGCGGCCUUCAACAUGACUGCUGCUUCCUGGGACUCUGCAGAAGUUGAACGGAUCCAACGUGGAAUGGAGAUGCAAUUUCAGGAUGCCGAGGUAUACCUGCCACGACAGGGAGUUCUGCUGAGUCUCCUGGACCUGGAGUUCGAUCGCAGCAUUCGGGUUGGUUUCAUCUACCGCAUUUGCCUUCGACAGCAAAACAUGCUGGACCUCGUCGGCAUCGGCUGCCACAACCUGGAGAUCAACGAGCUGCCAGUACCGCGCGUGGUAACUGCUGUUCCACAGCACCCGAUGGCGCUCAUGGAGGGGCGGUGGUUGCAGCUGGAGGUCAAAGCAGAGCUUCCGCAGGGCUGCGUCACGGGCGAUCCUCCACGGCCGACGACACUUCUGGCAGCCUCUGCUCCGGAACCUACGCACAGCUUGCGGCUGGAGGAGCCACUAAGGCUGGUGCGGGCACUUUGGUCCUUUGACACGUCUCUUCGCAAUGCUUUAGGAGAGGCAAUUUCUGUCCCCCUGCUUUCAUCUUCUCGAUCCGUGGGUGAGGAGCGAUACGGCAACCGAAGUGUGGCAAGUCAGCUUUUCCUCCGUCCCGGCACUCUGCCGACAGGAUACGUCAACGUCUACAGUCAAGUUUGUGUUAAUGCAUCCAAGAACCUUACGGAGACAGAGGUUUUACUGGGCCUGCUUCCAACCGAAGAGGUCUGUGGCUACACGACCUUCGCCGUAAACCACCUGUCACUCCCCGUGCCGCCGCUAUCCCUGACCACUGAAAGGCCAUGGAGACGCGUCGCAGAGGUUGGCGAGGUCUUAGCUGCAGCAGCGGCCGGCGCCGAACUGCGCCUGGUGGGAACGCCACCUGCUCCGGGAGCUGCUCCGCAGGGCCCGCCCGUAGAGGCAGAAGUGGGCGUGGACUCUUUGGCCCUCCAGCGCCUGCGGGUCUUGGAGGAUGUGGGAAACAAUGCAAUGCGUGCAGAGGAGCUGCAGUAUGGCUGGCUGGGAGCAGUGGAGCCCGAGGAUAGCACCACGGUGUUGGGGGCAAUCCUCGUGCCUCCCAACACGAGCACCUAUGCUCCGCAAUUGCUCUCCAAAGCAAUGGCAGCCCUCGUUCCAGUCGUGACAUGGUCUGUGACAGCAGCGACACGCAAUGGUGCUGCCGUGGUUGUUGAGCCGAUAGCAAGCCAACCUUCUGCUGGAGGUGGCUUUCUCAGCAUUGGCCCUGGGCAGCUGGCCCCGGGAUCCGAGAUCCUCGUCGAAGUGGAGAUGGCCUUGGUUCCGCCUGGAGAUGCAGGCUCCAGCAGCUGCCCUGUGCCUUUGCGCACGAUGCGGCAAGAGGCAGUCCUGGCGGUGAACUUGCCGCCGGCAGCAGGCUAUCUCAAGGUGGAAGAGAGCCAGGUGAACUCGCCGCUUCGGACCCUCAUGUUGGAGAACAUGCGCUGGUCUUCAGAAGUUCUACCCCUCCAGUACCGCUUUGAGGCUGCCCACCUCCAAGCACAAGGCGAGCGCCGACUGUUCCUGAGCGACUGGUCCUACGAUCCCAAGUUGACUGUGGUUUUCCUGCCCCGCACAGAGGAGAAGCUGCUCUUGCGUGGACAGGUUCGAGACGGACGUGGUACUUUCGCCGCUACUGCGCCGGAGACGGUCCAGUUGAUCUCGAGUGCUUCUGAUGAGAGCGGGCUUCGUGCAAUCACUGAGUUUCAGCAGGGCCGGAUGUCAGCCGCCGACUACUCUUCAAGGAAGGUUGGGGAGUCAAUCGCGCAGAUCCAAGCAGCGGCUGCAGAUCUGGAGCCCCUCCAGCAGCUGCAACUCUGGCAGGAUGUUGCGUUUGCAGCUUUGAGCGAUGCGGACAACAUCACUGUGAGCAACUGCUCGAAGGACUGCGGACCCAACGGAGCAUGUCCGGAUCCGGAGUACGUGGUAAUGGUCGGCAAUACCGUGGUGGCGGCGAAUGCCAGUCCAAACACGCCGGUCUCCGGCGGGGAAAGGCUGCUGCAGGUGCAGAGUUGGACUCGCUGCGUUUGCAACACCGGCUGGCAGGGCCAGGCUUGUGAGUCCCGGACCUUUGAGGCCCAGUCGCAGGAACUCCUGACAAAGACGGUGACAGAGGCCCUGCAGGGCCUCUUGGGCUCGGCACACCAGCUGCAGGUGCUCGGGAUCACAUAUAAGCAAGGAGCACUGGCCAGGCUCAUGAGACUGCUCGGGCGUCUUUGUGAGGACUGUCGGCGGGUCUCCUUGAAUGUCUUGGCAUCCAUCACUGGCCUCGCAGCAGGCCUGGCGGCGGCGUUGCCGAAGGCGGCGCUGCGCGUCGCCGCCACAGACACGGCUGCCUUGAUGUCGCGGAUCUACUCAUGCCUCCCAGACGAGGCUCCGAGCAACUCCAUGGCUCAGAUGCCAGCACCUGCUACGGUGCUGCUCACAGCUUUGGGCAGCAGUGAGGUUUGUCGACCCAUCAACGGGACAAACACCACGGUCUGCUACGACCUGGCGAGCUCCGAGGUUCAGAUGACGUGCCCAUCGGCCGGAAGACAGUAUCAGGCCGACAUCUACCUGAACCCAAGCACGGCCACAUCGAGCGGCGUGGAGGUGAGCUGCCGUGCCAACCUGAACUUGGGCCUUUCGGAGCCCUAUCCAUGCCCGUGCUCGGUGCCCGAAGGCACCUUCUUGGGCUUCGGGCGUUCUGGCAAAGAGCCGUCGCUGAGCGAGACCCUGGGUUUGAGAAACGAGAAGGACAUCCUUUGGCGAGAGCUGUUGAAGCUGUUCUGGAACAACACCAAGUACGGAGGAAACGGGAGCUCGAUUCGGGUUCCCCAGCCCGGGCCAGCCUUGGCGGCAGCUUUAUGGCUGGAGGAAACCGGUGCUCCCACGAGCGAAGUGUCAGCCGCUCUCGCACAGGCGGAGCACUGGCGCUUGGUGCAGCAAGGCACCUUGGCAGCGCUGCAGACUCUGGGCGAGAGCCUCGUCGCUGCCUUGCUGGCGGGAGUCCACCCUGGCCAGGCCGCUCGGAGCGUGGAUGCCUUGCCCAUGGUGGCAUCCUGGGCCGCACCGAGCGUCAUGGAGACCAAUGCCUCGCAGGGCAGGAUGGGAAUCGCCUCGGUGCCACUGGACUCCCUCGGGACGCGGAUCGAGUUGGAGUACCAGGCGUCAGAUGAGACUAUCUCUGGCACCAGGCUUCCUGGUGCUCUUCCAUACAAGGUGCCACUGGGGGCACUCCGAUGGAAGAACAAGAGUCACAACCUCUACUCGAAGAUGGAUCCUUCUGUGCGUGUGCACAGUGACGUGGUGCAGCUGCAGCUGCUGGCGGAGAGCUCGCAGACUUCGAGUUCCAACCUGACCAAGCUGCGGUAUCACUUUAUGGUGCCUGAACUGCCACAGCCGAAUCGGUGUGAAGCCCUGCGGCCCACGAAGGACCGGCUGGAGCUUUGCUGCAAUGCCUCCCGCUCAUCCAUAGGUUCGUUCGCUGACUUCUCUUGCCUGCGUCCAUUCGAAUCUUCGCAGGCGUCAGUUGUCUCUGCCCGACGGCUGGAGGACCGCAGUGGCAAUGACCAGGUGGCAGAUGGGCGGAGGCUCCAGAGUCAAGCGAAGGAAGCAGCCCUGGUGCAGCUGUUCGGCCGCCGUGUGCCCUUUCAAGCAGGACUCGAGGACCUGCUGGAGGAUGUGCGAAUUUGGACGGCCUCGACCCAACGGGUCAUGUUGGCAGGCACGCGUCUUCGACUGCAAGGAGGGAACAUGAAGGUGCAGCGUGCCUGUGACAGCCGAGGAAAUGCGGCUGAACGACUCCUCGUACGAGAAGGUCUUCUUUUGCAAGAACCCGAUGCAGGCUGGUCAACAGACGCAUGGUGCCGGACGGUGUUUGACCGUGCGCGGCUGCUACAGUCAUCUGUGCCGAGCUGGCAGACCUUUGCAGAUGCACUGCUCCAGGCAGCAGAGGAGGUGGAGGCGGAUCCGUCCCUGGUGCCGACCUCCAGCACUGUCACCACAAGCACGACAACAUCCACAACAUUAUCCACACUCACCGGGACCACCUCCACCUACACUGGAACCCAAACUAGCAACACCACCACGACCGCGACGAGCAGCACCAGUAGCUACUCCUCCACCGCAUCCUUUACAUCAUCAACACACACGUCAUCGACCAGCACGAUGAGUCGGACCUCGACCCGAAGUCUUACCACAACGACAAGCCUCACAUUGAGUACCACAAGCAGCACAGACUCCACCACAACCCAGAACAUCACCACGUCUUCCACGACCUCCGCUACCACGACAGAGAUACCCUGGUGCUCACGUGGAGACCAAGCUCAGAUUGACACCUGGUGCCCAAGCGGGGUGACGCUGGAGACUGAGCUGCCAGUCUACGCUGAUGCUGAGCUUGCAGACGAGCAGGGCGUUCUGCUUUUCGGCGUGUUUGGGGUGCAGCUGUCCAUGCAGGGGAGCUCUGCUUUGACAGUGGGACUGCCACCUCCUGGCCAGCUGACCCUUUUGAGUACGGAGCGGAGCCUCGUGUUCCUACAUGCCAUGGCUCUGAUCUACACAAGUUGGAUUGACUCUUGGGUGGAGGCACACGAGCUUUCUAACGCAAGCUAUGUUUUGAGACAUUGGGCGCCGGAGCCAUCGACCUUGACGACCAGCAGCACGACGUUUACUGGCACCUCCUCCACGGCCACCACGAGCACAACCACCAGGCCGGUGGUGGCUUUCCCUCAGCCGCAGCCCGCUUCGGCCUCCGGGGCCGUCCUGUCGACCUUGGAAGUCGUCUUCUCGGAUCCUCUGGAGCUCCUGACUCGAGCCUUGCAAAUGGAUCUGGAGAACAACGACGGCCUUCCAAGGCUCACCGACAGCUCCAGCUCUGGAUCUUUGGCGAUCCGUGGGAUGGCCACCUCCUCACUGCUGCACAGCUGGUGUGAGGUGCCUGCGCUUGCUCCUACCCAGCGCCUGGCUGACGUGCUGGCUGCUCUCGAGCCCAUCGUGCUGAACUUGAAUGAUACCACAGGCCUCAGACCGCUUCACACGGUGCUGGCUGCCUUGGAGGAGGGCCUCCCAUCAGAGUGGGAUGCCAACUACUGGAGCAAUGCACCCGGCGGACCAGGUUGGGAACCACCACUUCCCACUGCCACCUCCACGACUUGGACCAGCACAUCGACCAUCGACAUGGAGUCUGUACUCUGUCCGGACGUAGAGUGCCUGCCGCCUGAUGACUGCGGCCUGGAUCCUCUGAUGGACUUGGAGUGUGUCGCCUGGUCGGCGCCCUUGCGGCGCUUUGUGCCGGCCUUGGGCUGUGAACUCGUGGCCCAGCCAGGCCGUCAGUGGCCCAUUGUCCAGCAAGGUAGCUUGGAGGUCGUUUGCGAAUGCGAAGCUUGGGCGCUGCACCCUGCUAUGGCCGUGGCUUCCAAGCUGCCAGCCUUGACGCCUUUCCCGCCGCAAGUACAGAUUCAGACGCGGGAAGUUGCCGUUUUCUGGUUGGACAAGGCCCACAGCUACAACUUGCGCGGCCUCUUCAUUCCUCCGGUGCUGCUGCUCGUGGCGGCACUUCACCUUCUCCUGGCCAUCUACGCUGAGGUCCGUUGGCGCUCACAAGCGCGGUGGGUGGCGAUGCGCACCAUGCGAGCAAAGGGCGUGCAGGUUGAGGUGCAACAGCUCGAUGCUGAGGAGAAGGAUUUCAUCCGACGCCGUGCCGCGGAGAUCCGAGCCACAGGCGAGUUCAGCGCCGCCAUCUGCGCCGCCGAGGCGCAGGAGAUCGUGCGACGGGCGGAAGGCCUGCCACAUGCGUCCACCUCGGCAGCAGCACGGCUCGACAUCCGACAGGCCAAGGAUGGCCUGGCCACGCUCUUCCAGGCGCAUGGCCUGGGAGACGUUGAAGACGACGAGGUUCGAAGGCCACCACCUCUGGCUCUGAUGGGCCCAGGCGGCCUACAGCCGCCAGGCACGACCGUGGUGACUUCCUCCUUGUCCAAAGCCACACCGUCAUUGCUCACACCAAGCGCCCGGAUGCCGAGUGCCACAGGAUCGCCCAUGCAAGCGCUCUCGCUCCGUGAUGCCUCGCUACGAGAUGCUGCUCAAGAGGUGGGAUUCCGCCCGGAGGAGGCAAUGAUCUCCUCUAAGCCACCGACAAAGCCAAGGCGGGGGCUCCGUGGCAUGAUCGUCGACGGGGUUUGGAGGUGCAGGCGAAAGCACAUCUGGCGAGCCUGCCUCACACACCACAAGAUUUUCUUUCUGUCUGACGACUCACAGACCUUUAUCUUCAGUGCACCAGAGCGAGCUGCGAUGUUGCAUGCGAGCCUUUGGAUCAAUGCGGUGUGGCUGUCUGUGGUGCUGGGUGGCUUCGAGCACCGUCGACCUUUUCAGGAGCCCGCUUGCCUAAGGGAUGCUGAUGAGUUUCGCCUUGCAGAGGUUGGAUGCUUGUUUGAGUCUGCCUCCGUGGGCUUGGCGGUGCUAGCAGCAGCGCUCACUCCUCCUGUGGCCGGAGCUCUGCAAACAUUCUGCCGGGGUCGGAGUUUCGUCGUGAGAGCGAAGGACCUCUCGGUCGAAGAUCGUGACAGAGCCUUCACGCGCCACUUUCUAGGUCCAUGGCCAUCUGUACUGAUGGCGCCAGCAGAAGCCAAGGUGCGUCUGUGGAAUGUCUUCUGCAACAUCUGCCGCUUUUGCUGCCCCCGCGGGUGCCCCCGGCCACGGCGGCGGAAGCUGCUGCCACUACACUGGUGGCCGUCCCUGGUGCUCCCCAGCCUGGUGCUGCUUAUUUGCCUCGUGGCGUGGAGACUGUGCUUCUACAUGUUCCAUUUCUCCACCUCGAUAUACAUGUGGGAAACCACUCAGACGGAUCAGCCUGGGCGCGUUGAGAUCCAGCUCCCUCCAGAUGAGCAGGCGGAGGCCUCUGCAGCCGGUGCCGAUGAGACUUGGCAACUACGCCUGGUCCUAGUGCCAGAGAUGCAGCGCUACAUCGUACUGCUGGCGAUUAGUUGGUUCUUGAACCUGUUGCUGUUCGAGCCGCUUAUGCUGAUCCUGCACUUGUUUGUGGGAGAGCCCUCUGUGGAUGAAUGCUUGCGGCCUGUGCUGCCGAUUAUACUGCUAGUGCCACGGGCAAUGAGUGUCUGUUGCAGUGUGCUUGGGAAAUGUCUUGAUCGACUGGGCUCGUGCCUGCAACGCUUCUGGCCAGAGAGAUUGGUCCUGAAGGUGAGAAGCCUCUGUGGGCCUUGCAGCAGCUGCAAGCGCUGGUGCCGCUUCCGAAGCUGCCGAUGGUGCCGCUGCAAGCGGACCGAAGUGGAGCCAAUCUCACCGCCGGACUUGACAGAGACGAUCGAGUCCGAGGACGAAGACGAGGCCUCAAAGAAGGACAAGAAAGGCAAGAAGAACAAAAAGGCGGAGCGCGCCGAGAAAGGGAAGAAAGAAAGCAAGGCAGAGACAACAUAG